GAGAAGCAGCGAAGCGAGGAGAGGGUGGUGGUGGUGUUGCCCUGAGUAGCGCCAGGCCUCCUCGCCAUGAAUGCCCUGCUUACACGCCGUCGCUUGGGUCUCGCGGGCGGGACAACGCCUCGGAGUCUGUCGCCUACCGCCCUUCCUGCUUCCAGUGAGCAGCGCCGCAACCGCCUUUUCUCUUCCCUCUUUUGAGUUUGCUGGGAGAAUUGCAUGACGUGGGAAUUGACGAGUGGUCGUUUCGAGGAUUGUGUCGUGAAUUCUGUCUGUGACAUGUUCUCUUCGGGGUGCAGAUUAAUGUCGGCACCUCUGUUGGAGGUUUAGGAAGGAGUAUGGCUUGAACGAGAGACUGAACUAGGGUAACCAUGGCGCUGAGCUCAGGCUCACAGAUUGUUCUUCCAUAUUCUCAAUCCUCUUCUGGCAUCCCAUGGGGAUGUUUCCUUCCGAGGCAUCACGCUCGUCAUUCUCAGGCCAUUCGGAAGCUGCAAUUGCUGCCGGACUUGAUUCUGCACGCCUCUUCAUGUAGCGUUCGUAGAGGUGGCAAGCAAAGAGCGCUGUCGAAAUCAAUUAGAGGCAAGAGUGCGGAGAACUCUGCACAGUAUGAAGACACUAGAAUUGAUACUGAAGCCGGGCAAAGCUGGAAUUAUGCUGCAACUAGGACAUAUCGAAAAGCCAUGGCUUCCUUGAGGGUGACCGGGAACGCCCUCCCGCUGCAAGUGAAUGCAGCCUUGGCGGCCGAUGGGGGCAGGACUGCUGUGCAAGAGCUGAAGCAGGGUAAAGCUAUGCUGGUGAUAGAGGCCUACAAUCCAGGUCAACUCUCCGAGGGCAGUACAGUCUCCACGAAGUUACAAGCGCCCACACUAGCAGUAAUUGAGAGAGCCAAGUUGAUGGCGGAGAAGGACGCGCAGUUCUUACGAGGUGGGCGGGCGUUUGCCGUCGCGUUCCAAACUGUGAGACUGUUGAAGCUGUCAAAAUUCGAGCUCUGUUUCUACCAACCCGGGACCAUGAAAGCCACAGAUGGUUAUGGGGGAGAAAUAGCGGCGUUUUUGGAGGUGUCAGAUGCGAGUUGUCUCUCGGAGAUAGCGAAGGGUGUUUGUUCAUAUGCACUGGCCUGUGUUAAGGAUAAUGCCGAGCAAAGAGCGAAAGUUGAGGGAUUUGGUUCGAUUCCGUUCCUGAAACGAUCUGAGGGGAUUAAAACCACUGUUAAAAAUUCAACCGUGCAGAUCUCCUCUUUCACAGAAGCUGAGGUGUCGGCCCAUGUGGAAAGGAUAGUUCAAGACAAGAAGUUGGUGGGAACAAGUGUGGGGUUGCGGCGGCAUCGAUCAUGGUGGAAUAGACCGCUCGCUACUGAAGCUGUUGUAAAGAGUGGCUUGGACGCCCAACUCGUAGAUGAGUUUUUGCCAGCUCACAAACUGCAGUUAAAUCUACCUUCCAACAAAUUUGAAGCUGUGGGCUUGCAAAAGACGAGCGAUACUGUGUGUUCAAUUAACCUGACGCACGCGCAGAUGAUGGAUUUGGCAGAUGUGUUGGACUUAUAUAGCGGAGAUCCAUACACUGGCUCAGGGGAGAGCGUCUCAAUGAGCUUAGACAUUCCACGACGCUCUUGGGCUAAGGUGGUGCAAACAGUAGCGGUUGGAGCUUUGGCGACUGCAAUAGGAGGGGCUUUGCUUGCUGGGUUCUUGUCUUCUAGAAGGGCACGACUCGGUCAAAUGGACGCACCUAUAGAGUCCAUAUUUGAUAUGGCUUUCUCGCAGAAAUUGCGGGAAAUUGGGAGAUCGGAUAUCGUCGAUGAGCAAAUGGAUUCUGUCAAUCAGCAAUCCGAAGUUAAAGCUGAUCAUACUGAAGCCAUUGUUAAGGAGACGACUGAAGGUGCUGGCCUUGAUGAACAAUCUGAACCUGUUAUCGAGCAACCUGCUGCCGAACAGGUUUACAAGCCUCCUACGAGAGUGCAAUUCAGGACGCGCACCCAGUUCUAAAACGGAGACGAAGGGGAGGGACGAAUUACGCCCAACAGGAAAGAAUCUAAUUCUCAUUUCUCAGUCACAACUUCAGCGUUGCAGUCUGUGGUCCAUAAAUCCUUGAUGGUGCUUGAAACAAGUGUGCUUUAAUUGUCUACAAUGACUGCGCUGCUGUAGCAGGUUCAAUUACUCCCUGAAGCAUACAUCUUACUCCUGUUGGAAUGGUGAUGCUCUUGAAUUCCAGCCCAAGCCAAUCAAAUUCAUCCCUAAAAAACUAUCAUCACGUUAAGUUUUCCAUCCGAUUUGAGUCUAUUAGGUGAAAUCUUAGCAUACGAAGCAUUUGGUCGGCUGCACAGUUCUCGUUCUAGGGACCAACCAAGACAGUUCUGCGAUUCUAUGGUAUGUGAUAGCUGGAAAGUGAAUUGUUUCAUCCCUCUUCGCUGCAAGUGUUUGGAAAUUGAAUUUCAAACGGUCUCGUCGCUUUUGUAGUCUAUUGUAACGUAUCAUCCCCAUGUUUAGGUUUAUGUCAGCUUGCAAUUCCCGAGUCAGAACACAUUGAUCUCAACAUCAGGUCCGGCUCUAACAGUAGGUGGAUUUCUUUAUAACCAGCUGAGCCUGUCUAUGUCACGGUGGCGUGUUUGCCGGUGUGACCCCUAUUCACGAGAUGACUGUGAAGUAUCUGGUUUUGUAAGUGGAUAGCCUACCAACAAGCUCUCGAAGCAUUUUGUGGUUCCUGACUCUACAAACUAUGAGAAAUUAAUCCGAUUUUUUUAGAAAUCAGUGAAGAAUUCCCGUAUUCCGUAUGUUCAAUAACGGUUCACAUGGACUCUGGAAGGCUGAUGGACUUGUAACGUGGAUUGACGUCGUUUCCUGAUGGCAAAUUUCAUAAAUCCAAAUUAGUUAGGAGGGAUUUUGCUAGGGGUUGUGACGAAAUUCAGUCCAGACAAUGAUGAAUGAGAUGUAUCUUUUAGAAUGAA
This is a messenger RNA of Physcomitrium patens, 2935 nucleotides long. RefSeq lists its product as uncharacterized. The record is from RefSeq and is a predicted model, not a curated record. NCBI's taxonomy places the organism in Eukaryota, Viridiplantae, Streptophyta, Bryopsida, Funariales, Funariaceae.